AUGCAGGCUGCGGUCGAUUGCAAUUACCUCUACAGGGAUGUUGUGAUUGGAUGGCCUGGGAGUAUUCACGAUGCUCGCGUUUUUUCCAACUGGGCAAUUUAUAAGAAUGGAAAUGAGCAAAACCUUUUCCCAAACGACCUAACAAAGGAGAUAAAUGGAGAAGAAAUCCCGCCGUUCAUUGUGGCAGAUCCAGCUUAUCCACUCUUGCCGUGGGUUAUAAAAGAUUAUCCCAACGACAAGAAUGCACCUAGGCGUGAAUGGGUGUUUAACUAUCGACUGAGUCGUGCCAGGGUGACAGUGGAAAAUACUUUCGGCAGAUGGAAAGGAAGAUUUACUCGAUUUUCUAAGCGAGUUGACAUGGAG
Molecule: messenger RNA, 363 nt
Organism: Paramuricea clavata
Lineage: Eukaryota; Metazoa; Cnidaria; Anthozoa; Malacalcyonacea; Plexauridae
Source: the annotation of a GenBank genome assembly